AUGAAGUCGAGCGAGCUUGAGGCGAUGAGCGUCGAGGAGCGCGUCUCGUGCUUCUACUGCGCGUUUGGCGUCGACUUUAUUGGCGUCAAUGUGGCGCUGUCCGAGGCCUUGAUCGCGCCCGAGGCCGUGCCCACGUACCUGCAAUACCUCGAGGGCCCGAACCGCGACGCGUGGCUCCUCGCCGAGUCCGUCCUCAUCCCGUUCGCCCAAGGCAAGGGCAUGAAGGACGAGCAGCAGCGUCUUCUUGUCAACUUUGAGGUCGCGCGCCGCAACUGCGAUGUCCUCAGCGCGGCGGGCGCGGUGCCGAUCUUUGCGCAGCAUUUGGCCCGGGCGAUGCUGAACCUCAAGGGCCUCAACUUUCCGUACAUGGACAUUGACCAGGUCGAGCGCCUCUUUGGCCAGCUGAACCGUGCGCUCACGAUGCUGUACCUCACGAUCGUGCUCAGCCCCGAGUCGGUCUGCUCGGCGCGGUCGCUCUUUGAGCUGGGCGUGUGCCAGCCCAAGCAGGUGCUCUUCGACAUCUUUGAGUGUCUGCAAGCGCACCAAUCCGUCGCAGGCUAUCCCGUGAAGCGCACCAUGCUGCUGCUCUAUGCGUGGUUCACACGCAUGCUCGGGGACCUCCCACGCCUGACGCAGCUCAAGAACGACCGACGGGCCUUCCAUGCGCUUCCGCUCGAGGUCCCGACCAAGCUCCAGUGCAAGAGCAUCAAGCGACCGGUAAUGGUGCCCAUUACCGAACCGGUCUCGGACCCACUGUACGUCGCCAAGGUCAAGGCGCAGAACCACCGCGAUAGCAUCUACACGUCGUACAUCCACAAGCCGCAUUACGACAUGGCGCCGGCGAUCUCAGCAACGGACGACCCGACGUUCGACCAAGAGUGGGGCGACCGCGUCGAGCUACUGUAUCGCAUGCUGCUGAUGCCAAGAGCCAAGGAGAUCAUGGGCGUCUUUGCGUCGGUUCUGGCCGCCGGCACGAACCCGGACAAGCGCCACGUGUUUGGGAAGCGCGGGUCCGCGGGCACCGACCCGUCCUCGUACGAGAAUGCGCAGACAAACGUGUCGCCGGAAGAGCAAGCGUACCUCACCUACAUGCUGCGCGAGAAGGCCAUCCUCAUGGACGCCACGUCGCUCACGCUGCUCACGCUGCUCAAGCACGUUCGAAGCAGCCAUCUGCUCAAGGCCGAGUACCUCGCCUCGCAGCUCGUCGACGCCGGCGUGCUCCCGACCAUGACGAAAUUCCUCAACCGCGACUUUGCAACGUACGUGCAAGUGCGUGUCAUUGAGGACGGCUCGCAGCGCGUCGAGAAGUUGCCGAGUCGCAACAAGAAGCUCACGGUCGUCGUGGCGUUGGACGAAGCGACGGUCGCCGAGUACGCUCGGCAGCAACUGCGCUGCGUCGCGUCAGUCCUCCGGCUCGUGCAGCGCCUCACCAAGCGCAAGCCGAGCUUGAUCAAGUCGACCUUGUGCCGGUCGCAGUCGCUCGUGUGGCUCAAGCGCGUCUUGAACCUCAAGGAGCCCAUGACGCGCCUCUAUGCGCUCAAGCUCGUCAAGUCCCAAGCGCGGUACCUUGGCCAUCAGUGGGUCCGCAAGUUUACCUGCGUGCACUUGCUCACAGAAGUCUACUUGUACGUGCGACCCGAGCUCGAGGACGACUGGCUGCGCAGCGAAGAGGACGACACGAACGUCACGUCGGCGCCCAAGCCGGUCGAGACGCUCCUUGCCGGCGAAGUCCAAGCCUACCACCACAAGUACUACUGGGAUCGUCUCAAGCCGUCGCCGGCGGCCUCCAACGUGAGCAUCGUCGUGCAAAGCAUGCAGGAUCUCGAAGCGGAUGGGCUCGACGUCGAGGGCGGCAGCUGCCGGAAGCUCUUUGCCGAGCUCAAGCUCGACACGGGCACGUGCCAGCAGUAUGAAAAGUGGCUCGACAUUCAAGGGCUCAUGGCCGACGCCGACGCGCCACUGCCGAUUGCAUUUGGUUAA
This is a messenger RNA of Saprolegnia diclina VS20, 1980 nucleotides long. RefSeq lists its product as hypothetical. The coding region runs from base 1 to 1980 and encodes 659 amino acids. Gene Ontology annotation, cellular component: cytosol. Lineage: Eukaryota; Oomycota; Saprolegniomycetes; Saprolegniales; Saprolegniaceae. The transcript has 5 exons. Gene Ontology annotation, biological process: cytoskeleton organization. The record is from RefSeq and is a predicted model, not a curated record.